UUCUUGUCCUAAUCAUCUGUGUUUCCUUGUUCCACAAGAACACUGCUUUUAUUUCUCUAAACUAGGUUUUUCUUUUUUUAAUCUGAAAUGGGUAAUUGCUUAGAUUCAUCAGCUAAAGUUGAUAACAGGAGCAAUAACUCCGCUUCCUCAGGAGUUUCGAGCAACACAAGCCGUUCCACAGUUCCUUCAGGACCAAGCACAAGUUCAUACACGACGGGAAACAGCAGUUUAGGAUCAUUACCAACGCAGCAUAGGACGGAAGGAGAGAUACUUUCAUCGCCAAACCUAAAAGCUUUCUCUUUCAACGAACUAAAGAACGCAACUAAGAACUUUCGUUCUGAUAGUCUACUAGGAGAAGGAGGUUUUGGUUGCGUAUUCAAAGGAUGGAUUGAUGAAACAACUCUCACUGCUUCACGACCUGGUUCUGGUAUCGUUGUUGCUGUUAAGAAGCUUAAGCCUGAAGGCUUUCAAGGUCAUAAAGAGUGGUUGACUGAAGUAAACUAUCUUGGUCAACUCACUCACCCAAAUCUUGUAUUACUAGUUGGAUACUGCUUAGAAGGCGAGAACAGGCUUCUUGUAUAUGAGUUCAUGCCUAAAGGAAGUUUGGAGAAUCAUCUUUUUAGACGUGGUGCGCAGCCACUUACAUGGGCAAUAAGGAUGAAAGUAGCAGUAGGUGCAGCCAAAGGGCUUACUUUUCUUCAUGAAGCGAAGUCACAAGUUAUAUAUAGAGACUUUAAAGCUGCUAACAUUCUACUAGACGCUGAGUUCAAUGCCAAGCUUUCGGAUUUCGGUUUGGCUAAAGCAGGUCCUACCGGUGAUGCUACACAUGUGUCCACAAAUGUCAUAGGUACUCAGGGUUAUGCAGCUCCUGAAUAUAUUGCCACAGGUAGAUUGACAGCAAAGAGUGAUGUGUACAGCUUCGGAGUGGUACUACUAGAACUAAUAUCAGGACGACGUGCCGUGGACACUUCAAAUGGUGGACUCGAGUAUAGUCUUGUGGACUGGGCAAAACCAUACCUUGACGAUAAGCGAAAGCUUUUCCGCAUUAUGGACACCAAACUAGGCGGUCAAUAUCCACAAAAGGGAGCUUAUGCAGCUGCUAGUCUCGCGUUGCAGUGCUUAAACCCGGAGGCAAAGCUAAGACCUAAAAUGUCAGUGGUUUUAUCCACAUUAGAACAGCUAGAAGCCGCUGUUAAACCUGGAACCAAACACACUCAAAUGGAAUCUCCAAGAGCUCGUCAUUCCUCUGAUAUGCAGAAAUCUCCGGUGAGAUAUAGUCAAGAUCGGCCUCUGCUGAAUGUAACUCCUGGUGCAUCCCCUUUGCCUUCUUACAGUCAAUCUCCGCGAGUAAGAUGA
This is a messenger RNA of Eruca vesicaria subsp. sativa (arugula), 1356 nucleotides long. Lineage: Eukaryota; Viridiplantae; Streptophyta; Magnoliopsida; Brassicales; Brassicaceae. The record is from the annotation of a GenBank genome assembly.